This is a messenger RNA of Emericellopsis cladophorae, 483 nucleotides long. RefSeq names its product 60S ribosomal protein L21-A-like protein. The transcript is spliced from 4 exons. Gene Ontology annotation, molecular function: structural constituent of ribosome. Gene Ontology annotation, biological process: translation. Gene Ontology annotation, cellular component: ribosome; cytosolic large ribosomal subunit. Lineage: Eukaryota; Fungi; Ascomycota; Sordariomycetes; Hypocreales; Bionectriaceae. The coding region runs from base 1 to 483 and encodes 160 amino acids. The record is from RefSeq and is a predicted model, not a curated record.
AUGGGUCACUCAUACGGAAAGCGUGCGGGCACCCGCUAUGCCUUCAGCAGGGACUUCCGCAAGAAGGGUAUGAUCAACAUGUCUACCUACUUGCGCCAGUACCGCGUUGGCGACAUCGUGGACAUUAAGGUCAACGGUGCUGUGCAGAAGGGUCUCCCCUUCAAGGUCUACCACGGUAAGACCGGCGUUGUCUACAACGUCACAAAGACCUCCGUCGGUGUUAUCAUCUACAAGAAGGUCUGGGGCCGCUACAUCGAGAAGCGCAUCAACGUCAAGAUCGAGCACGUCAGCCCCUCCGGCUCGCGUGACGACUUCCUCAAGCGCGUCAAGGAGAACGCCCAGAAGAAGAAGGAGGCCCGCGCGAACGGCACUGUCGUCGAGGUGAAGCGUCAGCCCGCCCAGCCCCGCCCGGCACACACCGUGUCGUUGACCGACAACCCCCCCGAGACCCUCACUCCCCUGCCUUACGAGACGACGAUUUAA